Molecule: messenger RNA, 2468 nt
Organism: Argiope bruennichi
Lineage: Eukaryota; Metazoa; Arthropoda; Arachnida; Araneae; Araneidae
Product: serine/threonine-protein kinase ICK-like
Exons: 12
Coding region: 213-1634 (473 amino acids)
Biological process (GO): intracellular signal transduction; intraciliary transport; cilium assembly
Cellular component (GO): nucleus; cytoplasm; cilium
Molecular function (GO): ATP binding; protein serine/threonine kinase activity
Source: RefSeq, a predicted model, not a curated record
GACGCCUGCCAGAUUUGAUGGGGCCGACUGAUACAAAGGCACUGUAACGUCAUCCUAACUUGCUAAUCAUAUUUUCUCAAAUGUUUUCCCAUCUUAGUCUACCUAGUUAGCGAUUUAAAUCGCUUAAGGUAGUUUUAUUUUUAGUAAACAACAAUAUGGUGAGGAAUAAAUGUUACUUCCCGUAAAAAAUCAGAAUUCUGUGAAAAUUCCUGAUGUUAGCCACAAUCAAACCUGGGCAUCCUCAGCUGAUAACACCUCCAGCCGUGUCUGGUAUGAAUAGGUAUGUGACGUUAAGUCAACUUGGAGAUGGAACUUAUGGAAGUGUAAUGCUUGGACAGAGAUUGGAUACUGGUGAAAAAGUUGCAAUUAAGCGAAUGAAAAAGAAAUACCAUUCCUGGGAAGAAUGUAUGAAUCUACGUGAAGUGAAAUCUUUACAGAAACUAAGUCAUGCUAAUCUAGUCAAAUUAAAAGAAGUCAUCCGUGAAGAUAACACGCUUUAUUUUGUGUUUGAAUACAUGAAAGAAAAUUUAUAUCAAUUGAUCAAAAGCAGGGACAGUCCAUUUCCUGAAAAUGUGAUAAAAAACAUACUUUUUCAAAUCUUACAAGGAUUAGCCUUUAUGCAUAAACAUGGUUUUUUCCAUAGAGAUAUUAAGCCUGAAAAUUUAUUAUGUAUGGGACCAGAUUUGAUAAAAAUUGCGGAUUUUGGCCUUGCACGGGAGAUAAGAUCCAGACCUCCAUAUACUGAUUAUGUAUCCACUAGAUGGUAUAGAGCUCCUGAAGUUUUAUUAAGAGCUACAAAUUAUAAUUCACCUAUUGAUAUGUGGGCUGUUGGAUGUAUAAUGGCCGAGUUAUACAAUCUCAAACCAUUGUUUCCAGGUCGGACAGAGAUAGACCAAAUUUUUCGAAUAUGUUCCAUUUUAGGAACACCUGAUCAAAGGGAUUGGCCGGAAGGUUACCGCCUUGCUGUUGAAAUGAAUUUUAAAUUUCCUCAGUUUGUUGAAAUGCCAAUUCAGUCCAUUGUAAGAAAUGCUAGUCAGGAGGGUUGUUCAUUACUGAAGGACCUGAUUCGGUGGAAUCCAGAUAAAAGGCCUACUGCAGUUAUGGCUGCUCGUUAUCCUUAUUUUAAAAAUGGCAUGAAACCGAUGGCUCAGACUAAUCGCAGAGUGUCUGCAUUCAAUCGUCAUCUUCCAGAUUCCUAUCAAGAAAAUAUUCCUAAAAUCAAAGCUUCUGAUGAAAAGUCGGCAUACAGGAAAAGAUGGGGAGAUCACUUGUCUCAAGAAAAUGACAUACCAACUUCUGACUCUGAAAACAACUUGGAUAGAGAAAAAGUUGUUGAAAGACAGUCCUCACAAGAUAUGAUUGCUCGCUUUUCUGGUAAACAGCAGUAUGUUCCAAAGCCAAGAUAUAUGUCUGGAAACAAUUCAAGAAAUGUUUUAUAUAAUGAUUCUGCAAGACUAAAAAUGAAUGGCCAUUUUAACAACAGCACUUACCCAGUUUCCUUUGAUCGGCGAAAUUCUCAGCCAACUAUUAAUGGAACACCAGUACAAAAGAGUGCAAGAGCAUAUGGCCAAGCUUCAAAUCCUGUUUUCUCAAUACCUGGAAAAAUUGACUGGAGUGCAAAGUAUUUGAAUUGAAUGAUUGCCUUCUCUACCAGGAUGUUAUAUUCUUCCAUGUUUAACACCUUUCAUCUAGUCCUGCAUUUUAAACUGUCCAACUAUAGUGCCAGUUCUAUUUGUGUGUCUGGGAAACAGAAACUGCUAACUUUGGGUUUUGAUGCUUCUUUUUGUUAUGUUUGAGUGAAUGCUGGUGUGAAGCUGAAAUCUAAAUGAUUAUGGAUGAUCCAUCAUUUUAAAAAAUAAUAAUGGUGUGAAAUAUUUUCUUACAUUAUAACUUUACUAUGAAAAAAAUUAGUUCAUUUAUAAGAAAAAAAAAUUCUGUCAGAUGGCAACUAUUAAUGGUGAUUUAUUACAUUUUAUUAACAUUCAUUUAUUUGAAUUUUAAAAAAUUUCUAAAAGUAAGGAAUUUAUUUUAAAAUUAGUUAUUUAAGAAGGAAUAUUUGGAUUAUUUUUAGAUAUUUCUCAGGAAUCCAUUUCCAUAUUUGAUGAAUUGUUCACUUUUAGUGUAAUUUUCAUGCCAUAAAAAUUGAUUGGGGUCGUAUUUUGUAAAUAGAAUAUUCAUAUUGGUCAUUCAAAAAGUUCACAUUGUACAUUAUUCAUAAUUAUUUUCAAUAUUCAUGUUAUCAAAUGAACUGUGAAUAAGGAUAUUAAGACUGUGAAUUCAUGUUAUAUUCUGUCAUUCACUUUCUUAUUAUCCAUGUUUAAUCAUCUUUAGUGUAUACUUAAUGUGCCUUAAACAUGACACCUGAACUUUCAUUUUUCCAAAAUGUAUAUAAUAUAAACAAUUUCACAAAAUAGGCAUUUGUUUUUGUUGUAUUUGUCCAAUUUAAAAUUAUUUAAACCAUAUUGAGA